Molecule: messenger RNA, 1966 nt
Organism: Drosophila kikkawai
Lineage: Eukaryota; Metazoa; Arthropoda; Insecta; Diptera; Drosophilidae
Source: RefSeq, a predicted model, not a curated record
AAGUCAAACCUAAUGUCCCCCGUGAACAUUAUUCUACUCGCACAUCUCAUUAGCGUAGGAACAUAGUUCAGACUAGGGAAGGUUCAGUUGCUAAAAAGGUAUAUAUACAAACCGAACCAUCGUACACACAGUUGUCGAGCUAGCCGACAUAUAUAUUUAAAUUCGGUUCAGUCUUGCUAUAAAUUGUUAAGGCGUCUAGGAACCAACGAUGGCCAACCGUAAUGUGCCAGCGACUCCAUCUCAGGAGGAGUUACGUGAGAAAGUGAACAUUAAGAAUGUGAAAAAUUCGGAAGAACGUGAAACAGACAAUUCGAACACGAAUGUAGACACUGACUCGCUGCCGUCCGUUUCCUCGGCGGGGGCUGUGAGUCGCGGGGCCGUUAGCACAAUUAGGAGCCAGACCAAGAUUCCGGGGCCCAUUUCUCUCGGCCCCAGCUCCAGCACCUUUAAGUUAACCAGCCGCAAAUACACAAGUGUCCUCGACGUUAACAGACUUCGUCAGCAGUCGGCCAAUGACUCUGGCAUCCAGAUGGACUCUUCGAUGUCCGAUGCGGAGGCAACCGCCAUGACACCCAUACCCGCCCCCGUUCCGUCAAGCCGAAGCGAAAUGGAACUGAAACUGGCCGAGGAACAAACCCUGAAGGAGCUUCAGCGCGUCGUUGCCGAAAUGGAGGCCGAAGUGGCGUUGGCCGACAAGGAGUACGCGGAGUUGGAUCUGUUAGAUUCAUCCAAAUUUGACCAGACGUCAUUGUCUAGCGACGUGGAGCCGAGACGAGAAUUAGAUGACCUCCAGGCCAACGAGGACAAGUCAGCUCCCAUUGAGGCACUACUGGCCGAUGAAACUGAACAGGGAUUGGCACAGAAACAGGCAUCAGACGAUGUUCAGAAAAUCGAGGCAACUGCUCAAGUGGAGGGCGCACUAGCUGCCCCGGAGGCUAGCCAGAAACUGUCACCUGACGGGACUCAGAUCAACUCGGAAAAAUGUGGGCAGGAGCACCCUCUUGCUGGUACGAUCACUAAUGAAGUGGCUCAAGACAAUCAACAGAUGCUGAAGAAACUGACGCAGUUAGAGGAACCUGAACCUGAAAAGAAUCUCUUGGAGCCUAUCCCUCAGGGUUCUGUGGAGAAAUUCCCACAGAUCGUACUUGAGGAACCUUCUAGGGGCUCUGUGGAAGCGCACCUUCAGCAAGCUUUCGCCAAUGUUAAUCAAGCUCAGGAGCAGGUGACGCCGGAGGAGCCCGGAGAUGCAUUGAACGAAGCUUCCGGUGAACAAACGGAUGCUGUGAGCGAGAACUUGCUGAGCGAGGCAGAGCCAGGGAUUGGGGAACUGGAUCUGGCCACCACCUCGGAGAGUGGGCUAGUCACCCAGCCCUCGCAAACAAAUAGCCACACGGAAGACCCCUUGGACAGCAAUCGCAAUGUGAUUACCUUGGAAGAUCUGCUCCGAAACGCCAGCAACGUAGAGCUGCUGCGCCGGCUGCUCCAAAUCGGGGCAGAGGCCAACAUGGUCGAGCCUGAGCCGGACUUUGCCACGCAGGAGUCAUCGGCAGAGGAUAAAGAGGAAACUGAGUCAGUACCUGAAACAAGUACGACUUCUGGCACUGCCACGGGAACGGAAGCCUCGACCGACGAGGAUGGGGAGCUGGGGAACGAUGACGAGGACGAGGAUGGGACGGAUGUGUCCUCUCAGGGACUCAACAAGGCGACAGUUUCUUUGGUGUGGCGCCUACUCUCCGGCAAGAUGUUACACCUAGCCUGUCCAAUACUAUUUUGUGGCUUUGCUGCCGGCUUGAUAUACAUGUCGCGCAAGUAAAUUGGAAAUUACACCGAAUGCAAGUACCUAUCACCGAUUCGACUCAGAUUCCUUGGUACACAUUGUGCAAGGCUCUUCAAAAUCGCUCGAUACAUUGGCACAGAGUUGACCUAAAUUAUAUAAAAAUCAAUAAAGAAUUUCAAAACCAAUAAA